Pelecanus crispus (Dalmatian pelican) is the source of this 1083-nucleotide messenger RNA. Lineage: Eukaryota; Metazoa; Chordata; Aves; Pelecaniformes; Pelecanidae. The record is from RefSeq and is a predicted model, not a curated record.
GUGACCAUUGAAGUGGUGGAUGAUCCUCAGGCCGAGAUGGAGAUGGACUUGUUGAAGGAGACAAGCAAUGACUGGUCCCUGACGUCCUCUGAGUGGUUGUCCCACAAGGAUCUCUUCUGGCCCCUCUUCUGGGAAUAUACCGACCCUGCUGAGGAGGAGGAGGAGGAGGAGGAAGAGGAUGACAACCUGGAUGUAGGGGACAGGGAAGAGGAAGAGGAAGAGGAGGAGGAAGAUUACACAGCAGAGUAUGAGGAGGAGGAGUCCAUGCUCAGUGGAGUAGGAGGUGACUGGGACCAGCGGUGGCCUGGGCAGAAGAACUGGAUCUUUAAGGAAAAAUAUAAUUAUGAAUAUGAAGAUGAGGAGGAAUGGAGCCCAUGGUCCCCUUGCAGCAUCACCUGUGGCAGUGGCAACCAGAAGAGGACGCGGUCCUGUGGCUACGCCUGCACAGCGACGGAGUCGAGGACCUGCGACCUGCUGCGCUGCCCUGGAGCAGAGGGAGAAAUGGUCUUCCCCACAGAGGAGACACCUUUCAAAAGCGACAACACCACAGAGCUGUUCAACUCAGAGGUGGACAGCUGUGAGAAGUGGCUGAACUGCAAGAGCGACUUCCUCACCAAGUACCUGAGCAAGGUGCUGACGGAUCUGCCCAGCUGCCCCUGCUCCUACCCGCUGGAGGCCGUCUACAGUGCCGUCAACCUGCAGGAUGAGCAGCAGGGCAAGAGCUUCCGAUGGCGGGAUGCCAGCGGCCCCAAGGAGCGCCUGGACAUCUACAAGCCGACGGCACGCUUCUGCCUGCGUUCCAUGCUCUCCCUCGACAGCACCACCCUGGCUGCCCAGCACUGCUGCUACGACGAGCACACCCGCCUCAUCACCCGCGGCAAGGGGGCCGGUGUCCCCAACCUCAUCAGCACCGAGUUCUCCCCAGAGCUGCACUACAAGGUGGACAUGCUGCCCUGGAUCCUCUGCAAGGGCGACUGGAGCCGCUACCAUGCUGUCCGGCCCCCCAACAACGGGCGACGGUGUGCUGCCAACCCCGCCGAGGAGGAGUACCUCUCCCAGCUGCAGGAGGCCAAGGAGUACUAG